Messenger RNA from Alternaria arbusti, 186 nucleotides. RefSeq lists its product as uncharacterized. Bases 1 to 186 code for a protein of 61 amino acids. Lineage: Eukaryota; Fungi; Ascomycota; Dothideomycetes; Pleosporales; Pleosporaceae. The transcript is spliced from 2 exons. The record is from RefSeq and is a predicted model, not a curated record.
AUGGCUCAGUAUACCCAAAAUGGAGACGAUACCGUCCGUUGGACGACUUUCGAUGAAUCCUUCCAUGCGGACGGUCUUCCCUCGUACUGGGCACAAUUCAAAGACGCCAAAUGGCACAGCGGCAAGGGUCUUCCGGGGUGGAUGAUGCUCAACAAACAAAUGCUCCAAGAGGAAGCCAUCUUUUAG